Pieris rapae (cabbage white) is the source of this 914-nucleotide messenger RNA. RefSeq names its product transmembrane protein 256 homolog. Lineage: Eukaryota; Metazoa; Arthropoda; Insecta; Lepidoptera; Pieridae. The transcript is spliced from 3 exons. The coding region runs from base 178 to 669 and encodes 163 amino acids. The record is from RefSeq and is a predicted model, not a curated record.
UAACUGUCAAUGUCAACCAACUGAUUUAAUAGAUUUUUUAUAUUAUUAAUCCCAAUCAAUAAGAAUUUCUUGACUUUAAAAGGGAGAAAACUUAUUGUAUUAUUGUUUAGACAUCAAAACAACCUAGAAAUAAGGCUUCAGCGUUUGAAAAUAAUCGUUGCGUAAAAGUUAAAAGGUAUGGUGAAUCUGGUCGAUACACUUAUGAUAAAUACGGUGACGGAGGGAGCUAUGAAUAUUUUACGAAAUAUUGGAGUGUUUAAAAGUAAAUCUAUAGAAUCACCACCGCCCACCAUAAUCAUUAAAAUGCCACUAUGGGAAUUAGCACAACAGGCUGGACCCUUUGUAAGGAUAGCUGGCUUAAGUGGAGCUGCAGCUGUUGUUCUAGGUGCAAUGGGGGCACAUCGAACUUUCUCAGAAACUGAGACUAAGGAAGACUUAAAGAAGAUAUUUGAAACUGCCAACAGAUUUCACUUUCUGCAUACUUUAGCCUUAAUGACAGUCCCUUUGUGUAGGAGACCUUACAUUGCUGGUUCUUUCUUCAUUGCUGGCAUGGGACUCUUUUGCGGCACAUGUUAUUAUCACGCAUUUACAGGAGAGCGUGCACUUAGAAGACUCACACCCAUUGGAGGUUCCUGUUUAAUUCUUGGCUGGCUGGCUAUGGUAUUGUAAAAUAGCUAAAGCUAAUUUAUCAAUCUUUCGAUUUGUAGUAAUUUUCAUUCCUCAUGUGUUUUGGGUAUAGGGCAUAAAAAUAUAGCUUCAAUGUUUUUAUUGUAAUAACAAAUAUUUAAUGUUAGUAAUUUAGUUGUUAAAUGUAGAGUAAGUUUUAACUAUGUUUUAGAAAAAAAAUGUUUUUCACAUCACAUUUCUUAAUGAUGAAGAAGAUAGAAAUUGUUUUUCAGUUUGAUAUUGUAUCU